Messenger RNA from Metopolophium dirhodum (rose-grain aphid), 3343 nucleotides. RefSeq lists its product as uncharacterized. NCBI's taxonomy places the organism in Eukaryota, Metazoa, Arthropoda, Insecta, Hemiptera, Aphididae. Gene Ontology annotation, molecular function: oxidoreductase activity, acting on paired donors, with incorporation or reduction of molecular oxygen; heme binding; iron ion binding. The record is from RefSeq and is a predicted model, not a curated record.
CGAUACCAACACGAGUAAUAUCAUAUGUAUCACGGUGCAUUACACGUUUGAGCUUUCACAAAGGUUGCGUUACUUUUUUCGAUACAUUUUCAAUUUAAUCAAUUCAGUAUAUUUUACGAAUCGAUCAUGAUGUCUUUUCUAAUCGACUGGUUAUUCGACAACGUAACCAAUCUAUGCUUGAUUGCCGUUUUCACGGGCUUCUACUAUUAUUCGACUUCGACGUACGGUAAAUGGCGGAAAUUAAACAUUCCAUACAUACCGCCAAUACCACUGUUUGGCAAUACGUUCAGAAUGAUGACGAGACUCGACCAUCCAACUGAAAUGUUUGAUAGGAUAUAUUACCAAUUUCCGGACGAGAAACUGAUAGGGUUCUACCAGAUGAGGGAUCCGAUGCUGUUGGUCCGCGACCCGGAGCUGAUCAACGCGAUACUGGUCAAGGACUUCUCGCACUUCACCGACCACGGUAUUGACGUGGACUCAUCCACAUCUGUGCUGGCCAAAAGUCUGUUUUUCUCCAAUGGCCAGAAAUGGAGGACGAUGCGCCAGAAGCUGAGUCCGGGCUUCACGUCUGGCAAGCUGAAGGACACGCAUGGCCAGAUCAACGAAUGCAGUGACGAGAUGGUGUCUGGAAUUGUCGAAACGAUCAAGAUGAAGACCGACCAAAUCGACGUGAAAACGAUAACUGGUGGUUUUUCAACAGAUGUGAUCGGCACGUGCGCAUUCGGCAUGAAGCUGGACACGAUCAAGAACGACAAUUCUGACUUCCGACGGUACGUAAAAAUAAUGUUCCAGAACACUCCGAGACAGAUGAUCAUCCAGGUGAUGCUGAUGAUCUGCCCCUGGGUCAUCAAGGUGUUAAAAAUCAAUACGUUUCCGGUAGAGGCGACCAAUUUUUUCCAUAAUGUUUUCACCGAAGUCUUCAAGUAUCGCGAAGAGCACAACGUGAUCCGAAACGAUUUGACGCAGACCCUGAUGCAGGCACGUAAAGAGUUAGUGUUGAAGGAAAAUCCAAGUGUUGAAGAUAAAUUCACUGACGAUGAUAUCAUCGGUAACGCUAUUCUCAUGUUCAGUGCUGGUUCUGAAACCAUAUCUGCUAUGCUAUCUUUUUGCCUGUACGAAUUGGCGCUGAAUAUAGAAAUCCAAGACAGAUUACGAUCGGAAAUAUAUUCAAUGAAAGCAAAACACGACGGAAAAUUAAACAACGAUUAUUUGGUGGAUCUCCAUUACACCAAUAUGGUGUUGGAAGAGACUGCUCGCAAGUACUCCAUUGCUUUCAGUUUAAUGAGAGUGGCUACAAAAACAUACACCUUACCCGAUGAGUCAUUUGUCAUUGAAAAAGGACAAAAACUCAUUAUACCUAUGUUCAGCAUACAUCGUGAUCCAAAAUAUUAUCCGGAUCCCUUGAAAUUUGAUCCGGAAAGAUUUUCUACGGAACAAAAAUCUCAACGACCAAAUGGAACUUACAUGCCGUUUGGUGACGGACCUCGUCUGUGCAUAGGCAAACGGUUUGCCGAAUCAGAAAUGAAAUUGGUCCUGUCAAAUGUAUUGUCGAAAUUCGAAGUCUUGCCGUGUGAAAAAACCGAGAUUCCCGUCGACAUUAGAAGUAUGUCCGGUUUUAUUACAGCGAAAAACGGUAUUGUGUUAAAAUUUAGACCCGUUUUCACGGGCUUCUACUAUUAUUCGACUUCGACGUACGGUAAAUGGCGGAAAUUAAACAUUCCAUACAUACCGCCAAUACCACUGUUUGGCAAUACGUUCAGAAUGAUGACGAGACUCGACCAUCCAACUGAAAUGUUUGAUAGGAUAUAUUACCAAUUUCCGGACGAGAAACUGAUAGGGUUCUACCAGAUGAGGGAGCCGGUGCUAAUGGUCCGCGACCCGGAGCUGAUCAACACGAUACUGGUCAAGGACUUCUCGUACUUCACCGACCACGGUUUUGACUUGGACCCAACCACGUCUGUACUGGCAAGAAGUCUGUUCUUCGCCAACGGUCAGAAAUGGCGGACAAUGCGCCAGAAGCUAAGCCCGGGAUUCACGUCAGGCAAGUUGAAGGACGCGUACAGCCAAAUCGACGAGUGCAGCAACGAGAUGGUGUCCGGAAUCGCAAAGAAGCUCGAGGAGACAGACCGAAUCGAAGUGAAAACAAUGACUGCCGGUUUUUCCACAGACGUCAUCGGCACAUGCGCGUUUGGCCUGAAGCUGGACACGAUCAAGAAUGACGAUUCGGACUUUCGUCGGUACGUAAAAAUUAUGUUCGAGAACACCAAGAAACAGAUAUUCGUCCAGGUGAUGAUGAUUAUCUGCCCCUGGGUGAUCAAAGUGUUAAGAAUACAAAUGUUUUCGGAUGAGGCGACCAAUUUUUUCCAUAAUGUUUUCACCAACGUCAUCAAGUACCGCGAUGAGCACAACGUGAUAAGGAACGAUAUAACGCAGACCCUGAUGCAGGCACGUAAGGAAUUGGUGUUGAAAGAAAACUCGACUACCAAAGAUCAAUUCAUUGACGAUGAUAUCAUCGGUAACGCUAUUCUUAUGUUCACUGCUGGUUCUGAAACCAUAUCUUCUAUGCUAUCUUUUUGCCUGUACGAAUUGGCGCUGAAUAUAGAAAUCCAAGACAGGUUACGAUCGGAAAUAUGUUCAAUGAAAGCAAAACACGACGGAAAAUUAAACAACGAUUAUUUGGUGGAUCUCCAUUACACCAAUAUGGUGUUGGAAGAAACUGGUCGCAAGUACUCCAUUGCUUUUACCUUAAUGAGAGUGGCUACAAAAACAUAUACUCUACCCGAUGAGUCAUUUGUCAUUGAAAAAGGACAAAAACUCAUUAUACCUAUGUUCAGCAUACAUCGUGAUCCAAAAUAUUAUCCGGAUCCCUUGAGAUUUGAUCCGGAAAGAUUUUCUACGGAACAAAAAUCUCAACGACCAAAUGGAACUUACAUGCCGUUUGGUGACGGACCUCGACUAUGCAUAGGCAAACGAUUUGCCGAAUCAGAAAUGAAAUUGGCCCUGUCAAAUGUAUUGUCAAAAUUCGAAGUCUUACCGUGCGAACAAACCGAAAUUCCCCUCAACAUAAACAGUGGAUCAGGCUUUAUUACGCCAAAAAACGGCAUUGUGUUAAAAUUCAGACCGAUAAUUGAGCAUUAAUUAUAAUUUUAUUGUAUUCAUAUAAUAAUAUAUAAUAUCAUAUGUAAAGGUCUAUGGUAAGUGUGAUACUGAAUGUAAUAAAAUGAAUGUAACAUAGUUUAAGAAUGAAAAACAAUAUUUAUAGUGUAUUAUAUUAUAUUUAUAUACCUACAAAAUAUACCGAUGUUUAAAGUAUAAAAAUAAUAAAAACAAUAUUAUAUGGCUA